UGAAUGGCUCCUCUCUAAACCCUAGUUCUCCUUGCCUUACAUCUUUUCAAGCUUUCCUCUCGUUUCCCGCCGUCUCAGAUCUGCAAUGGCCGGAAAGGGAGAAGGUCCUGCGAUCGGUAUCGAUCUCGGCACGACGUACUCGUGCGUCGGUGUCUGGCAACAUGAUCGUGUCGAGAUCAUUGCCAAUGAUCAGGGUAACAGAACGACGCCUUCUUAUGUCGCCUUCACCGACUCCGAGAGGCUCAUCGGUGACGCUGCUAAGAAUCAGGUUGCUAUGAACCCGACGAACACUGUUUUCGAUGCUAAAAGGUUGAUCGGAAGGAGAUUUACUGAUUCCUCCGUGCAGAGCGACAUUAAGUUGUGGCCAUUCAAGGUUAUAUCCGGACCUGGUGACAAGCCCAUGAUUGUUGUGAACUACAAGGGAGAAGAGAAGCAGUUCUCGGCUGAGGAGAUCUCUUCCAUGGUUCUGAUGAAAAUGAAGGAAAUUGCUGAGGCAUACCUUGGUUCGACAGUGAAGAACGCUGUGGUCACUGUCCCUGCAUACUUCAAUGAUUCCCAGCGUCAAGCUACCAAGGAUGCUGGUGUGAUCUCGGGUCUCAAUGUGAUGCGUAUCAUCAAUGAGCCUACAGCUGCAGCUAUUGCUUAUGGACUUGACAAGAAGGCCACCAGUGUCGGCGAGAAGAAUGUUUUGAUCUUCGAUCUUGGCGGUGGUACUUUUGAUGUCUCCCUUUUGACCAUUGAAGAAGGUAUUUUUGAGGUCAAGGCCACUGCUGGUGACACACAUCUUGGAGGCGAAGACUUCGACAACAGAAUGGUCAAUCACUUUGUUCAGGAAUUCAAGAGAAAGAACAAGAAAGACAUCAGCGGCAACCCAAGAGCUCUUCGGAGAUUGAGAACGGCCUGUGAGAGGGCAAAGAGGACUCUCUCCUCAACUGCCCAAACCACCAUUGAGAUCGACUCUCUCUAUGAGGGUAUCGACUUCUACUCCACCAUCACCCGUGCCAGAUUCGAGGAGCUAAACAUGGACUUGUUCCGUAAGUGCAUGGACCCAGUCGAGAAAUGUUUGAGGGAUGCAAAGAUGGACAAGAGCACCAUCCACGACGUCGUCCUUGUUGGUGGCUCCACCAGGAUUCCCAAAGUCCAGCAGCUAUUACAGGACUUCUUCAACGGCAAGGAGCUUUGCAAGAGCAUCAACCCCGAUGAAGCUGUUGCAUAUGGUGCCGCUGUUCAGGCCGCUAUUUUGAGCGGCGAGGGUAACGAGAAGGUCCAGGACCUCCUUCUCCUCGACGUCACUCCCCUCUCCCUUGGUUUGGAAACUGCCGGAGGUGUCAUGACUGUAUUGAUCCCAAGAAACACCACCAUCCCGACCAAGAAGGAACAGGUCUUCUCGACGUACUCUGACAACCAACCCGGAGUCCUCAUCCAGGUCUACGAAGGAGAAAGAACCAGAACCCGUGACAACAACCUGCUCGGAAAAUUUGAACUUUCCGGAAUCCCCCCUGCCCCUAGAGGCGUCCCUCAGAUCACCGUCUGCUUCGACAUCGACGCCAAUGGUAUCCUCAAUGUCUCUGCCGAGGACAAGACCACUGGACAGAAGAACAAGAUCACGAUCACCAAUGACAAGGGCAGACUCUCGAAGGACGAGAUCGAGAAAAUGGUUCAGGAGGCCGAGAAAUACAAGUCCGAGGAUGAGGAGCACAAGAAAAAAGUCGAGGCCAAGAACGCAUUGGAGAACUACGCUUACAACAUGAGGAACACCGUCAAGGACGAGAAGAUCGCCUCCAAGAUCCCCGCAGCUGACAAGACCAAAAUCGAGGAUGCUAUUGAGUCGACCAUCCAGUGGCUUGACGGGAACCAGCUUGCCGAAGCUGAUGAGUUUGAGGACAAGAUGAAGGAGCUGGAAAGCAUUUGCAACCCCAUCAUUGCCAAGAUGUACCAGGGUGCUGGCGGGGAGGUCCCCAUGGAAGACGAUGGUCCGGCUCCGAGCGGUGGCAGCGGCGGGAGUGGUGCCGGGCCCAAGAUCGAGGAGGUCGACUAAGUUUGCAGCGUAACGUAUUAGCUGCAUUUCCUAUUUUACCUUUCUUAUUAUUGUUAUGAUAUGAUUCAUACAGCAACUCUUUAUGGUAUGUCUGUUUUUGUUAUAUUUUGAUGAUACUCUCAAUUCGGUUCAGUUUACCGCUUGUCGGUAAGUUUUAAUUUGCUAUAACUAAGACAGAUAUUAUUUUGUCA
Molecule: messenger RNA, 2229 nt
Organism: Andrographis paniculata
Lineage: Eukaryota; Viridiplantae; Streptophyta; Magnoliopsida; Lamiales; Acanthaceae
Product: heat shock cognate 70 kDa protein 2-like
Exons: 2
Coding region: 86-2038 (650 amino acids)
Biological process (GO): protein refolding; cellular response to unfolded protein
Cellular component (GO): cytoplasm
Molecular function (GO): misfolded protein binding; heat shock protein binding; ATP hydrolysis activity
Source: RefSeq, a predicted model, not a curated record